Messenger RNA from Cavia porcellus (domestic guinea pig), 933 nucleotides. RefSeq names its product taste receptor type 2 member 14-like. Gene Ontology annotation, biological process: G protein-coupled receptor signaling pathway; detection of chemical stimulus involved in sensory perception of bitter taste; sensory perception of taste. The transcript has a single exon. Lineage: Eukaryota; Metazoa; Chordata; Mammalia; Rodentia; Caviidae. Gene Ontology annotation, cellular component: membrane. The coding region runs from base 1 to 933 and encodes 310 amino acids. The record is from RefSeq and is a predicted model, not a curated record. Gene Ontology annotation, molecular function: bitter taste receptor activity; G protein-coupled receptor activity.
AUGGGUAGUAUUACACUAAGCAUAUUUACUAUCAUUUUUAGUGUGAAGUUCAUAUUUGGAAAUUUAGGAAAUAUAUUUAUAAUCCUGGUGAACUGCAGGGACCUGAUCAACAGAAGAAAGAUCUCUUUAGCUGAUCACCUGCUCACUGCUUUGGCAAUCUCCAGGGUUGGUCUGCUCUGGGUAUUAUUCAUAAAUUGGUGGAAGGACAUGUUUUAUUCCAAUUUCUGGAUGAAUUUAAUAAUGGUAAGAACAAUGUAUAUUAUUUGGAUUGUGACUUGUCAUUUUAGCAUGUGGCUUGCCACAUGCCUCAGCAUCUUUUAUUGCCUCAAGGUAGCCAAUUUUUCCAACUCUAUUUUUCUUUAUUUUAAGUGGAGAGUCAAAAAGGUUAUUUCAGUGACAUUAUUGGUGUCUCUUGUUGUCUUGCUUUUACACCUUUCGCAGUCAAAUACACAUAUGAAUGUCUUGAUUGAUGAGUAUAAAAGAAACAUGUCUUACAACUCCAGCUUACAGAACUUUUCUGAGUUUUCAAAACUUGUCUUACUCAGCAACACUAUGUUCACAUUCAUAGCCUUUGUGCUGUCUCUGAUGACUUUCCUCCUGCUCAUCUUCUCCCUGUGGAAACAUCUGAAGAAGAUGCAGCACAAUGACAGUGGGUUCAGAGAUGUGAGCACCACAGCCCAUGUAAAGGCCUUACAGGCUGUGGUGGCCUUUCUCCUCCUGUACACAGUUUUCUUUCUGUCACUUUUUAUACAACUUUGUAGAAUUAAGUUUCCAAAUAUUCUCUAUUUUUACUUUUUUCAGACUGGUGAAAUUGCCUUUCCAUCAGUCCACUCACUUGUCCUAAUCCUGGGGAAUAAUAAGUUAAAACAGGCCUGUCUUCCAGUGUUGAGGUGGCUGAGGUGUGGGCGCAAAGAUGAAUCCUCACAUUCAUAA